Sapajus apella (tufted capuchin) is the source of this 1993-nucleotide messenger RNA. It is a transcript of the gene ALDH6A1, whose product is annotated as aldehyde dehydrogenase 6 family member A1. The transcript has 12 exons. Gene Ontology annotation, biological process: thymine catabolic process; L-valine catabolic process. Gene Ontology annotation, cellular component: mitochondrion. Gene Ontology annotation, molecular function: methylmalonate-semialdehyde dehydrogenase (acylating, NAD+) activity; malonate-semialdehyde dehydrogenase (acetylating, [NAD(P)+]) activity. Bases 100 to 1701 code for a protein of 533 amino acids. NCBI's taxonomy places the organism in Eukaryota, Metazoa, Chordata, Mammalia, Primates, Cebidae. The record is from RefSeq and is a predicted model, not a curated record.
CCAAUGAGGAAGCCCGGCAGGAUGGAGGGCGAGGCCUGGCAGCUAUAGUGCUUCUGGGCAGUAAAGGCGCGGGGUGCGCAGCUAGGGCGGCCGAGAGCCAUGGCGGCGGUGGUGGCGGCGGCGGCAGUGCGAGCCCGGAUCCUGCAGGUUUCUUCCAAAGUGAAAUCCCCCUGGUAUUCAGCAUCUCCCUUCUCUUCUUCAGUGCCAACUGUAAAGCUCUUCAUUGAUGGGAAAUUUGUUGAAUCCAAAAGUGACAAAUGGAUCGAUAUCCACAACCCAGCCACCAAUGAGGUAAUUGGUCGGGUCCCUCAGGCCACCAAGGCAGAAAUGGAUGCAGCCAUUGUUUCCUGCAAACGUGCUUUUCCUGCAUGGGCAGACACUUCAAUAUUAAGCCGUCAGCAGGUCUUGCUCCGCUAUCAACAACUUAUUAAAGAAAACUUGAAAGAAAUUGCCAAGUUAAUCACAUUGGAACAAGGGAAGACCCUAGCUGAUGCUGAAGGAGAUGUAUUUCGAGGCCUUCAGGUGGUUGAGCAUGCCUGUAGUGUGACAUCCCUCAUGAUGGGAGAGACCAUGCCAUCCAUCACCAAAGACAUGGACCUUUAUUCCUACCGUCUGCCUCUGGGAGUGUGUGCAGGCAUUGCUCCAUUCAAUUUUCCCGCCAUGAUCCCCCUUUGGAUGUUUCCCAUGGCGAUGGUGUGUGGAAAUACCUUCCUAAUGAAACCAUCCGAGCGAGUCCCUGGAGCAACUAUGCUUCUUGCUAAGUUGCUCCAGGAUUCUGGUGCCCCUGAUGGAACAUUAAAUAUCAUCCAUGGACAACAUGAAGCUGUAAAUUUUAUUUGCGAUCAUCCGGACAUUAAAGCAAUCAGCUUUGUGGGAUCCAACCAGGCAGGAGAGUAUAUCUUCGAGAGAGGAUCAAGACAUGGCAAGAGGGUUCAAGCCAAUAUGGGAGCCAAGAACCAUGGGGUAGUCAUGCCAGAUGCCAAUAAGGAAAAUACCCUGAACCAGCUGGUUGGGGCAGCAUUUGGAGCUGCUGGUCAGCGCUGCAUGGCUCUUUCAACAGCAGUCCUUGUGGGAGAAGCUAAGAAGUGGCUGCCAGAGCUGGUGGAGCGUGCCAAAAACCUGAGAGUCAAUGCAGGAGAUCAGCCUGGAGCUGAUCUUGGCCCUCUGAUCACUCCCCAGGCCAAAGAGAGAGUCUGUAAUCUGAUUGAUAGUGGAACAAAGGAGGGAGCUUCCAUCCUUCUUGAUGGACGAAAAAUUAAAGUGAAAGGCUAUGAAAAUGGCAACUUCGUUGGACCAACCAUCAUCUCGAAUGUCAAGCCAAAUAUGACCUGUUACAAAGAGGAGAUUUUUGGUCCAGUUCUUGUGGUUCUGGAGACAGAAACAUUGGAUGAAGCCAUCCAGAUUGUAAAUAACAACCCAUAUGGAAAUGGAACUGCCAUUUUCACCACCAAUGGAGCCACUGCUCGGAAAUAUGCCCACCUGGUGGAUGUUGGACAGGUGGGAGUGAAUGUUCCCAUUCCAGUGCCUUUGCCAAUGUUCUCAUUCACCGGCUCUCGAUCAUCCUUCAGAGGAGACACCAAUUUCUAUGGCAAACAGGGCAUCCAAUUCUACACUCAGUUAAAGACCAUUACUUCUCAAUGGAAAGAAGAAGAUGCUACACUUUCCUCACCUGCUGUUGUCAUGCCUACCAUGGGCCGUUAGAAACAAGUUUAAGACUCAGUCCAUCCUGAGUAAUCUCCCUUUAUUUUUGACCAGAUUUAUUUUUCAGCUUUGCUCAGAUCAGAUCUAUGGGACUGGAAUACUAACUAAAAUCUUCCUCAGGACUAUUAGCCCCUGCAAAGUUUCUAUAGGGAGCUGCCUAGUGUAAUCUGAAACCAGAUUUUUCACUUACUCUUCAUACUUCUAUUUUUGAGAUAACUGUUGUAACCAUGAAAUCCUUAUCUGAAAUGAGUGCUUAAACCUGAUUUCUAAAAAUUAUCCCCUUUUCUGAUGA